Ananas comosus (pineapple) is the source of this 902-nucleotide messenger RNA. Its product is annotated as COP9 signalosome complex subunit 3-like. The record is from RefSeq and is a predicted model, not a curated record. Gene Ontology annotation, cellular component: COP9 signalosome. The transcript has 7 exons. NCBI's taxonomy places the organism in Eukaryota, Viridiplantae, Streptophyta, Magnoliopsida, Poales, Bromeliaceae. Gene Ontology annotation, biological process: ubiquitin-dependent protein catabolic process. The coding region runs from base 351 to 794 and encodes 147 amino acids.
CCCCUCGCUCUCCUCCUCCUCCUCCUCCUCCUCCACAUCCGAACGAAUCGUCUUCUCCUAGGUCGUAUCCUCUUCUCCCCUCGCUCAAACCCCCUCGCUCUCCUCCUCUUCCUCCGUCGCCGCAACCGAUGAGCUAGGGUUCCGGCGGCCGGAGUUCGGCCGUGAGGCUCUCGCGGGGACCGUCGCCGGCGGAGUAAGCGCCAAACGUCGAGGCAACGACGGUGGUGGGGAGGCAGGAGUCCGGCGACCCGGUUGUGCUCGCGGCGGCGUCGAAGGCGUGGAAGGGGUAGACGGAGAAGAAGAAUGCUUUGAUUUGAAUCUGGGAUUUAUGCUGUACAGAGUUCUACAUUAUGCAUUCGCCGCCCUACAUUGAUUUGUCUGCUUGCUAUGCCUCGGGGAAGUAUUCAGAUCUAGAGGCCUUCAUCCAAUCAAAUGUUGAGAAGUUUCAGUCUGACAAUAAUCUUGGAUUGGUGAAGCAAGUCCUAUCUUCUUUAUACAAGCGCAAUAUCCAGAGACUAACACAGACUUACUUGACUUUGUCCCUCCAAGACAUAGCCAAUGCUGUGCAACUGAAGACCCCGAAGGAAGCUGAAAUGCAUGUUCUACGGAUGAUUCAAGAUGGGGAGAUAUUUGCUACGAUAAAUCAGAAGGAUGGAAUGGUUUCAGACGCAUCUAGCGCUCGUAAUAUUCAUCCACAACUUCAUUGCCCUUCAAGCCCUUUCUCCACCGCCACUGCCACUGCCAUCGCCGCUCACAUCUCUCUUCUCCUACUACUAUUUCUCUUACUGCUGUGACUGUUAGUAGGAGUGGCGUUGUCAUUGUCGUCGGCAGCAGCAACAUCGGCGUUGUCGGCAGCAUCGUCAUUGGCAGUGUCGGCGUCGGCGUGGUCGUCUGUGGCAGCC